UUUUUCCUGGAUUGCUACACGCAUGCGCGUGGCGAAAUUCAAAAUCAAAAUGGCCGCCGGUCGGCUGAAAUCCUAGCGGUUUUCCAAAAAUUUCUAGCUCUAUUUUCUUUCUCAGUUGACCAUUGUAGACAGCCGGCAUGUCUCAGGAAGGCGGAUCGUUUCGCGUAGUCUUUCUAGUCGACACCAGCCCCAGAAAGGACUGUGCUGCCGAAGAGGAGAGGGUUUCCAACGCGCUCAACCUGUCCGCCUUGAAGAUUUUGUCCCACUUCGCAAACAAAAAUGGACAGACGAAGGAGAACAUUCUUUGGGGUUACAAAUUCUUCAACUCCUCGAAAGUAAAAGCUCCGAGAGAUCGCUUCAACUUUCGUCAGUUCGACAGCAAGCUUUUUGAAGCGUUCGAGGCCGAAGUCAGCGGACGUUUAGAGCCACCAUGGUCUGGGAAGGAAAACGAAGUAAGCGAGAGGAGCGAGCCAGGGGCGACGAAACUGUUUUCCUCAGCCGAAACAUUUCGGACCGCCUUGUCCGAGAUCACUUACGAAUUCAACUGGGAUAUGCCGGACAUAAGUUCUCCCUGUAAACCCGUUCGACAUGCUGCGACUCGUAUCAAACUCCGUGGAAAGUCGGGAGCUAGAACUCCACAACUAAACACGAUCAUGUCCACGAUCUCAAGAAACUUUGUGUUUGUCUUGUCUCCCUGCCCUACGACGUCUGAAGAUCUUGUUGAGUUCGUGGGGAGUACAAGGAAAGAUGGACUGGGUGUGGAAGCCGUCAGGACAGCGAUGUUACCGCCGCAUGUGUACAGACAGAUGGCAGAAACAUGCAGGAUACGGCUAUACUGGGUCGACUUGCAGUCUUUCAGGAAUGAGCAACAGGUGGCGGACCAGAUGGGAGUAGAUCUGGUGGCACAGGUGCUGGAAGGACUGAAUGGCUGCGUCAUCCCUGGUAAUGCACUCUUACAGCUGGGGAGUCAUGUGACCAGCAGUGUCCAAUCACUGCUUCCGAUCAGUAAGACAUCAAGGUCCAUUACUAAGGAUGGUGCUGCAUUAGAAGUUCCUGACUUCCCCCUGACUUCAUCUUCAGUACUGGAGUAUUACACAGCCAGAAGCUGGGAGAGACAGGACAUGGAUGGUCACAUAUCUGCUGUGUUGUGCCAUGGUGGAGACAGAAGGGUGUCAUGUUCUCUUGAGCUGCAGCCAAUGUUCCCACCACAAAGCAGGAUACCAGCUGUAAGUUCCAUCCUUUCCCAAGGUCCUAGCAAGACGGACCAUCCUGUGCAUGCAUUAUCCAUUGAGUGGAAUGGCAGUUCAUCUCCACAGAAUCUCACAUGUAGUACAACAUUACACAUGGAUCAAGGGGCAUCUCAGGGCCAAAGGUCAGGUGUGAGAGGUCAAAGUGCAGCAGGAUGUAGGAGAGGCCUGAUGUUGAUGGUAAGAGGCACCAUAGAGCGAGGCUGCUUGCCGCUCAGCUGCUUCCAUCCUACGCAUGCCUACACCUGUGUCGUGCGCAACGAGGGUUUGAGGACAUCGGCUGAGACAGAAGGGAGUAGUGUUACACUGGAGGACCUGUUACUGGUGCUGUCACGAGAAGGACUGUCUAUGGUUGUAGACUUCCAUGAUCCAUCAGCGUACGUGCCUGUAACAGGAGUCCUACAGCCGCUGACUGCUGCCUCCGCCACGCUGACCGUAGUACGCUCUGACAUGCUUCUCACGCUUGAGAAGGUUAUCGCUUUCCCCAAAGUCAGUGAGGAGUCCAGCAAGGCAGAUCAUGUGGACACGUUUGUGAAAAGAUGUGUAUCACAUUUCUUGAAGAAAAAUGGACAAGAAGAGACAGAAGAUCACACAGUGGCAGACACUGCAAUGUCAUCUGGCAGUUCUGCAUUGUUGGACUCCAGCUUGACAAGGUUCAGGCUGAGAACACUGGAACCCUGGUACAAAACCUCAUCCAACUCUGGCACUAGUACCUCAUUCAUUCAAAAACUGUCCAGUAUUCCAGAGGAUGUGCCUGAUGAGGAAGUACAAGAACCACAACUCUUAGAGCUUCUACAUAAAUUCUACACCAACCAACUCAUUGGUGGGGCCAAACCUCAGGAAAAGGGAAAAGUAGGAAAAGAUGUAAGCAGUAAGGAAGAGAAGCCAGCAGACCCCAGUAGUGUGGUGAGCCGUCGGAGCAAGCGGCUGCUGGCCAGGAUACCCAGCUUCUCAGACAGCCUGUCUGCAAGGGCCAAGCAGAUUGUUGGUCUGAGUUACAAGAAACAUGAAGAACAGAAAACCAAGCCGAAGGAGGAGGAGACAGCUGAGUCCCAGCUGGACAGAGAGAAACACAGGAUCGUGGAGGAGAGGAAAGAGGUCAUGAGGAAUGUGGCCAUACCUACAGAUUUUACUGAUGAGGACAGCCUGAUUUCACAGCUGAAAGAAAACUACAAACAAUGGCUGGAAGAGGAUAAACCGUUGCUGCAGUUUGUGCAAAGUUCUGUACAGGUGGCGCUUCACUACGUGAAGUCACAGGGUACAGACGAUCCAGAGACGUACACCAGGCAGCUGUUAGAAGACAAGUUCCUGUCCAAAGCCAAGGCCAUUAGAGACAAGUAUAAGAACACCAGUGACCAGGCUGAAGUACAGAUGAAGAUUAGAGAGUGAGUAGUUAUCUCCAAGAGUCCAG
This is a messenger RNA of Branchiostoma floridae (Florida lancelet), 2658 nucleotides long. Its product is annotated as treslin-like. Gene Ontology annotation, molecular function: chromatin binding. Gene Ontology annotation, cellular component: nucleus. The transcript has 13 exons. Bases 138 to 2636 code for a protein of 832 amino acids. Gene Ontology annotation, biological process: regulation of DNA-templated DNA replication initiation; mitotic G2 DNA damage checkpoint signaling; mitotic DNA replication checkpoint signaling. The record is from RefSeq and is a predicted model, not a curated record. NCBI's taxonomy places the organism in Eukaryota, Metazoa, Chordata, Leptocardii, Amphioxiformes, Branchiostomatidae.